This is a messenger RNA of Schizophyllum commune H4-8, 675 nucleotides long. Its product is annotated as PEBP-like protein. The transcript has 4 exons. Bases 1 to 675 code for a protein of 224 amino acids. NCBI's taxonomy places the organism in Eukaryota, Fungi, Basidiomycota, Agaricomycetes, Agaricales, Schizophyllaceae. The record is from RefSeq and is a predicted model, not a curated record.
AUGCCAGUGUACGACUUGGCGCUCCGGCUGAUCGAAGAGGACAGCCAGGCGAUCAAGAACGAGGUCGCGCAGGCGCGCAAGGAGGUGGAGGCGCUCGCGCAGGAGGUGAACGGCUUAAACGCUACCGCGGAGGGCUACGAGGCGAAAGCGCGCCAGCUGGAGGAGAAGCGAAGGCACCUGGAGGUCCUGGAGGUGCAGAGUGAGGUCAACCUGCCGAGCGUGCGCUAUGCGGUGGAGACGGGAAAGGCCGACCUGACGAAACCCAGCCACCGCAAAAUCCUCGAGAAUAAGUGGAGGAAUGAGGGUGACUUGGACUUGCUGAUGGAGCGUAUAUAUCAGAUGAACAUUGUCCCCGACGUCGUGCCCGCUCUGCACCCCUCCAUCAACCUCAAGUGCAAUUUUGUCACCCCGGAAUCCGCCAAGCGGAGGUCGUACGCGGCGGAGGUGCAGGCGGCGAAGGACAAGGGCGUUGAGCCGCCAGCAAAGACGCCCAAGUCGAGAGCGCCUGUUGACGCCGGUGCUUACUUGUCGCCCGCGCAGACGAUCGACCCGCCGACACUGUACGCCGACGUCUUCCACCCGGACACCCGGCUGUACACCCUGCUCAUGGUCGACCCCGACGUCCCGGACGUCGAGAACCAGACGUACACGACCUACUUGCACUGGAUGGCGUGA